Spinacia oleracea (spinach) is the source of this 783-nucleotide messenger RNA. RefSeq lists its product as uncharacterized. The transcript is spliced from 2 exons. The record is from RefSeq and is a predicted model, not a curated record. NCBI's taxonomy places the organism in Eukaryota, Viridiplantae, Streptophyta, Magnoliopsida, Caryophyllales, Amaranthaceae. Bases 1 to 783 code for a protein of 260 amino acids.
AUGAAUCUCAUGGGUAGCUUGCCUUUGCAAAUACCUUACUACAAUGAGUCUGAUAGUAGGUUGUCUUUGGAAAGACCUUACUACAAUGAGUCUCAUAGUAGCUUGCCUUUGCAAAUACCUUACUACAAUGAGUCUGAUAGUAGGUUGACUUUGGAAAGACCUUACUACAAUGAGUCUCAUAGUAGCUUGCCUUUGCAAAUACCUUACUACAAUGAGUCUGAUAGUAGGUUGACUUUGGAAAGACCUUACUACAAUGAGUCUCAUAGUAGCUUGCCUUUGCAAAUACCUUACUACAAUGAGUCUGAUAGUAGGUUGACUUUGGAAAGACCUUACUACAAUGAGUCUCAUAGUAGCUUGCCUUUGCAAAUACCUUACUACAAUGAGUCUGAUAGUAGGUUGACUUUGGAAAGACCUUACUACAAUGAGUCUCAUGGGUUGUCUUUGGAAAGACCUUACUACAAUGAGUCUCAUAGUAGCUUGCCUUUGCAAAUACCUUACUACAAUGAGUCUGAUAGUAGGUUGACUUUGGAAAGACCUUACUACAAUGAGUCUCAUAGUAGCUUGCCUUUGCAAAUACCUUACUACAAUGAGUCUGAUAGUAGGUUGACUUUGGAAAGACCUUACUACAAUGAGUCUCAUAGUAGCUUGCCUUUGCAAAUACCUUACUACAACGACUCUUAUUGUGACCUGACUUUGCAAAGACUUUACUACAAUGAGUCUCAUAGUAGCUUGACUAUGCAAAUACCUUACUACAUGUCUACAAUGAGUGGCAUAGCAGGUUGA